This is a messenger RNA of Drosophila montana, 1153 nucleotides long. Its product is annotated as ficolin-1-like. The transcript has 2 exons. The record is from RefSeq and is a predicted model, not a curated record. The coding region runs from base 104 to 1063 and encodes 319 amino acids. NCBI's taxonomy places the organism in Eukaryota, Metazoa, Arthropoda, Insecta, Diptera, Drosophilidae.
AUAGUAUUCUCUACAUUCGUCGAAGGACUCUAAGGAAAACGAUUUGCAAUGUGAACUUUACUGUUAUAAAGUUGUUCAACCGCUUCUAAGCCAUGCCAUCUCUAUGAGAGAAAAGGAGGAAAAAUUCUCAGAGUUACAGAAGAAAAUAGAUGAUCAAGAUGCAAUUAUCGCAAACUUAAAGGAGGUGAUCAGACAAAAAGAGUUGCAAAUGGCACAGCAAAUCAACCUGACUGCCGCAUCUAAUGAAACCAUUUUAAUUCAGAAUGAUUUUCUGAUUACAAUUAAGAAGCAACUCGCCCUAAAUGAGGCUCAAAUAACUAAAAUGGAAUCUGAAAUAAAAUCGAAAGAUUCUCAAAUUGAUAAGAAAGAUAAAGAAAUAAAGUUAUUGCAAUCUAAGAACAGCUCACAACUUGAAAACCUAAUUAAAGCGAACACUAUGCCCUCAAGCUGUCUGGGAAAAUUGACAGAUAUCUAUACGAUUAAGGUGCCCAACUUAGAGCCCUUCCUCGUGCCCUGUGACUCGAAAUUGGCCGACAACGGAUGGACUGUCAUUCAGCGUCGCGUGGAUGGAAGCGUGGAUUUCAAUCGCGACUGGGACCAAUACAAGGUCGGUUUCGGUGAUUUACAUGGAAGUUUCUUCAUAGGACUAGAGAAGUUAUACCAUAUGACAGUAUCACAGCCCUACGAACUAUAUGUAUACCUUGAGGAUUUUGAGAAUAACACACAUUACGCCAAAUAUAGUCACUUUUUAAUUGGCAGCGAGAAUGAGUCGUACAAGCUAAAUAAACUUGGAACUUAUUCUGGAAAUGCUGGUGAUUCCUUAACUUAUCAUUUAAAUGUGAAAUUUUCAACACCAGAACGUGCUAAUGAUGAGAGUCCGAAAGCAGAUUGUGCAUCCUCUUUCAAAUCGGGUUGGUGGUUUAAAAAUUGUUAUAAUUGUAACCUAAACGGGCAACAUGUUAACAAGUUUGUUGAGGGUCAGGGUCGUGGCAUUGAAUGGAGGAACUGGCAUACUAAUCCGCUUAGAUAUGUGCAAAUGAUGAUAAAGCCACAAUCUAAUUAAAUAAAAAUGCGUUCCUUUGUUUACUUCAAUAUUAUUUUUUAAAUAUAUUGGGUAUCUGAUAUAGAAUAUAAUUUCAACUUUUAAUCAAUA